Daldinia caldariorum is the source of this 2119-nucleotide messenger RNA. RefSeq names its product UBC-like protein. Lineage: Eukaryota; Fungi; Ascomycota; Sordariomycetes; Xylariales; Hypoxylaceae. The record is from RefSeq and is a predicted model, not a curated record. The coding region runs from base 343 to 1695 and encodes 450 amino acids. The transcript is spliced from 8 exons.
UGACACACUAGACCCUCUUAGUGGGCCCGGCCCUUUCUGCCUGGGGGGGUAAGCUAGGACAUUCCCCACCUGCCCGCAUUGCACCUCAAGAGCAAGCUGCAAGUGCUACCUAUUUCGUUGCUUUGCUUCGAUAAACCAACUGAUUAAACGAUAAAACCGUACUUUCAAACCCAAACCCAAAACCCGUAAACCCAUAACACGCGUUGAACAACUUCCUGCGUUCAACUUUGUCCAACCACAUUUUUGAAAAUCUCCCACUUCCGUUAACCCGCUGUCCCCAUUCUAACCAACUCAAGCAUUCACCUUUCCAGCUUAUGAAUUAGCUAUUAGAACCUACAAGUUAUGGCGGACCAGUCCAUCAUCCGCAUCACCAAGGAAAUCGGCGAGCUUCAGAAGAGUUCAGACCUUUCCCUCGCCGUGGCCUUUCGCGACCGCGAUGUCCGAAGCGUCAAAGCCCUCAUCAUCGGCCCUCACGAGACCCCCUACGAGUUCGGAUUCUUCGAGUUUUCCGUCAAGUUCAACAGAGACUACCCGCGAAAAUCACCUUCCGUCACUGGAACAACUACCAACGGUGGACGAUGCCGAUUCAACCCGAAUAUAUACGCUUCGGGGAAAGUGUGCCUGUCAAUUCUUAGCACAUGGCGAGGAGAGCGAGGUGAGGAGUGGUCUGCUGCUCAAGGCCUAGAAUCUAUCCUACUCUCAAUACAGAGUCUCAUGUCAUCGAAUCCUUACGAGAACGAACCGGGCUUUGAGGACGCGAACGAGAUCCACGACAAGAAGAACCAGAAGGAGUAUAUCGCGAAGAUUCGCCAUGAAACGCUGCGCAUCUCAGUGAUUCAAAGACUGGAAGAAUAUUUGGGGCUCAGCGGAGGUUGUCUCCCAACAGCAUCUUCGGCCGAACAAGAAGAGUACGGUAUGGAAGCGGAUGAUGAUAUCGACAUUGACGAUGCAAGCGUUCCUUGGGAGCCGUUCAAGGACCUUUGCAAGCGUCGUUUCCUCUGGUAUUAUGACUCAUAUCUAGAAAGCAUUGCCAAGGCGAAAGAAGAGGUUAAGGACGGUCAGCCGUUUGCACGCAUGCCUUUCGAAGGAGCAUCUAACUCCAUGGACGGAAAGUUCAACUACACCGAACUUGAAAAAAGAAUAAAACGAAUCAAGGCCGCUUUAGAUGCAGAGGCAGAAAAAUGGGCGUCAGACUGGGCAUCGCCUAAAAUGAAAGAUGCCACCGUUGCCGUCAACCUUACCCGACAGUUCGAACAGAUCAAGGAAUCCUUUAAGCGCAGCGAUGUCCCCCACAGCGUCGAAUUAGUGAAUGGAAACCCCUUCGUAUGGAACCUUACCUACUUCGGACGACCUAUGACGAACUUAGAUGGAGGUAUGUUCCGAAUCAAGUUCAACUUCAGUCCCCGUUUCCCUGAAGAACAACCGAGGAUCAAAUUCCUGACCCCCGUAUUCCACCACCGGAUUGCAGCAGAUGGCACUCCGUGCUACUUCCCGAAUUCGAGCCGCCGCGAAGAUAUCAAGCAGCACAUAGAAGCAAUCAUCGAGGCUUUGGAAGAGGAGCAGCCCCCUUACGACCCGAGAACAUUAGUUCACCCCGAGGCCCAUAAACUAUACUGGGGCACCCCCGAGCAGAGAAAGCUAUACAACAGACAGUUGCGCAGAUCAGUCCAAAGAAGCAUGGAAGAUUUCUUGUAGAGUUUCUACGACUAACAACUACGGAUGACUGUCCCGGGAACCAUAUAAAUGGCUUCUCCGGUUGUAUCAGAAGACUGCCUGGUACUGGAAGCUAUCAGCUCCCAGCAGGUAUGGCGAGUGCGUUUCGGGGAGUUCUUAAUAGCGCGUUUAUUCCUUGACGUUCCGGAUAGGAACAUGAAUGUACUCCCAAGGGUUGCCGGUCUCAGGGCUUACGGUUAGGUACGCCGCCGCCGAGAUAGACGGCUUCUAGACUAGGAUUGAUACCUCUUGCUUUCGCAGGUCAUCACUUGAUAAUACGAUGAAUUCAGUACAAAUAGCCGUAGAUAAUUCUUCAUAAAGUCUAUUUAAAUGUGCCCGGAUUAGUGGGCAAUCGAUUGAGCAGUCACAAUUUGCAGGGUUACAUUAAUUAAAUACCCGUUAUACG